GACAUCCCACUGCCAGAUACCCCUCAACUGCAGACCUUUCUGGGACUAAUUUCAUACUGUAGGCCAUGGAUCCCUGAUGCAUCCGUUCUGAUGCAGCCACUGUAUGACUGCAUACCCCGUGUUGCUACUGUUCCUUUCCAAAUGACUGCAGAGGCCAUAGAAGCAUUCAAAUCUCUCAAACAAGCCAUUAUCACUGCCCCAGCUCUUGGCAUUCCUAACUAUAACCUUCCCUUCCGCCUUUAUGUCAUGGAACGUCAAGGUCAUGCUACAGGAGUUCUCACCCAGAGCCAUGGGGGUCGUAAUAGACCUCUAGGUUACUUUUCAAAACGUCUAGACCCUGUAGCCAGAGCCACCCCUUCCUGUGUCAGGGCCGUUCAUGCUGCUAGUUCACUUCUGAACGCCAUCGCUGACAUUAUCCUAGGACACCCCCUCACCAUCAUGGCUCCCCAUGACAUCUCGGCUAUCCUUCAACAGACACAACCUAAACACCUCACUGCACAACGCCACCUCAGGCUUCAGUGUAGUCUGCUCCUGCCAGAUAAUGUCACAAUUCAGAGAUGCCACAUCCUCAACCCAGCUGCACUCCUUCCUCUCCCAAGGGGGGAGUAUACUGCAGACAGAGAUUCUACUGACUAUUUAGAUGAUCAGAUUUGGGAGAUAAUGAAACUGCUGAACACAUCUAACAUUGUCCAGAAUCAGCUUAUCAUAGUCACUAAUCAACACACUUUAGUAUUAGACUAUUUGACUUCAAAGGACGGAGGUAUGUGUCAGAUAGUAGGCACCGCAUGCUGCCAUUAUAUCAAUCCACAAGGUAAUCUACAAGUAAAAGCAGGUUUGGAAAAAAUGAGUGAGAUACGUGAUAAAUGGUUAGAGGCUCAUAGAGCAGAUAAAUCAACAUGGUGGUCUGACACUUUCUCAUUCCUUAAUCCCAGUAACUGGUUCAAGGGAAUUGGUGGAUGGCUGAUGGGAAUAUUUCAGGGGAUAUUACAGAUAGCCCUGAUAUUAUUGAUAAGCUACAUACUGAUCAAAUUUGUUGUUUCUUGCAUUAACCGCAUCACCCGGAAGAAGAAGACUGCUAAAGAACCCAUACUGCUCCUCUAUGAACAAAUAGCUAGUACAGUAGUAGAUAAGGAUGUGAUCCCUUCAUUUCCAACACCUCCGCCUUCUCCAUCUCCAGCUGAUGUACCUCCUCCACCCAAGACUGAAGAUUCAAGACAUGAGAAUUAGGGACAGAUGAAUCCCAGGGUAUUAUCAGAAGUCCGCUUAACCGGGAGCUUAUCCACAAGGGAUAGGUUGUCGCCACUGUCGGUGAAGAGGAUACGAAUGGUAUUCACUGUGGAUUCGUUAGGUUUAGGGAAAGUCUACAAUCAAGUCUACAAGGGGGGACUGUUGUGGAAUCAUAUAUUCAGUGUAUACUUGCUUGUAUUAUAACUAACAGUUUGCUUGACAAAAUGGCCCCUGAAGCAGCAGCCAACUCCCUUAUUAAUCCCUUACUAAACACUUCUUGAUAUUG
This is a messenger RNA of Bufo bufo (common toad), 1513 nucleotides long. RefSeq lists its product as uncharacterized. NCBI's taxonomy places the organism in Eukaryota, Metazoa, Chordata, Amphibia, Anura, Bufonidae. The transcript has 2 exons. Bases 91 to 1227 code for a protein of 378 amino acids. The record is from RefSeq and is a predicted model, not a curated record.